This is a messenger RNA of Zingiber officinale, 570 nucleotides long. Its product is annotated as beta-glucosidase 2-like. The record is from RefSeq and is a predicted model, not a curated record. The coding region runs from base 109 to 570 and encodes 153 amino acids. Gene Ontology annotation, biological process: carbohydrate metabolic process. Lineage: Eukaryota; Viridiplantae; Streptophyta; Magnoliopsida; Zingiberales; Zingiberaceae. Gene Ontology annotation, molecular function: beta-glucosidase activity. The transcript has 5 exons.
AGGAACAGGUUUACAUGGUGCAGUCUCAUUAGUUCUUAAUUUGCCUCAACUUGAGAGUUCAACUAAUUUCUUGAGUUUGCAUGGUGUAAUCUUUUGGGUCUCAAUCUCAUGAAGGUGGAAGGGGCUGCUGCAGAGGGAGGAAGAACUCCCUGCAUCUGGGACACCUUUGCACACGAAGGGAGAACAGAGGACAAAAGAACUGGAGACAUAGCAGCUGAUCAGUAUCACAAGUACAAGGAAGAUGUGAAGUUGAUGCAUGACAUGGGCCUGGAUGCCUACAGAUUCUCUAUCUCCUGUAGCAGAGUCAUUCCUAAUGGUAGAGGGCCAGUUAAUCCAGAAGGGGUGCAGUAUUAUAAUAACUUGAUCAAUGAACUCAAGAAAUAUGGAAUUGAACCUCAUGUCACUCUUCUUCACUUUGACCUCCCCCAAUCUUUGGAAGAUGAAUAUUCUGGACUCUUGAGCCCAAAGAUUGUGUACAUUUCUACUACAGCCCUUUCAUUUGCAUCUCCUCGAAUAAUGUCUAAGAUAGUGUCCAUUGUGAUGCAGAGAGGGCUUCACUGCUUAUGCUGA